CUGUCAUCCAACAGCUUAUUUACAACUGCGUUCACAAAUUUUCGCCCGUUCCGGAAUUUCGCGUUUUCCGCACGGUUACAGGUUCGGUUCCUUUUUUUAUCCUCUACGGAAUAAAUCUCCGCUUGUUCGGACAGUCUCCCACGAUGGGUCGCAAGCGAAAAUCACGAGCUCCAGUUAAGAUCACCCGUUCGCCGAAACAAGCAAAACAGAGUAUGACGCCAGUAAAACAAGAUCAAGAUGCGAUUGGCACCGAUGAUAGUUCGGAUGCGAUAGUUACGGAUAAGUUUCCACCAACGAAGCCGCCAUCUCCAGAAUUAUCGGCACCGGUGCCGCUCGAUGAUAUGACGGAACAAAACGAGGCUUCGGAUGUCAAACCGCUGGACAGGGUCCGCCAGUGGAUGAUUGAUCAACAGCAGCAGCAGCAAGUCAACGAAUCCAAUUCGAUAGCUGAAUUGGACGAAAAUUCAGCUGAAGAACCUUUGAUAGAGGAACGCUACCCACUGCCGGAAGAUGGAGCACAAUCGACUGUAGUAUCGGAGGUCCCACUGCGAUAUCGGUUGAAAGAUUACAGCGAAAAACAGAUCACCAACUCGGUGAUGUAUGAGUGCGAGUGGCUCAAAUGUGGAUUCGAAACGACAGAGGAUAUAGAAUAUCUAACGCACGUCGAGAGUCAUUUGGUUGGCUAUAUGCAAGGAAAACGGGAUGUUCGUGACCUUCCCUGCCUGUGGGAUCUGUGUGAUUUUAAGACACCAAACAAACGUGAUUUGGAAAGUCAUGUACACUUUCAUGUGUAUCACAAUCGGAUGAAAACGCAUGGUGCCAGUCUGAGCAACAUCAUUAGCAUUCCAAAAUGCAACAGUGAUAGCCGUCGAAGAAACAGUAUCGAUAUGUAUCGGAUAACGUUCCAGUGCGAGUGGGACGACUGUGACGAAGUUUACGGCAAGGCACAAGAGUUUUUCACCCACGUGAACAAUCACAUCCAGGAUCAGUUCCCGAUAGACAAAAGGUCUACUAAGGAACCUAUGAUGUGUCAGUGGGCUGCCUGUAAGCAAACCUACAAACGGUGCAGUAUUGCACUCGAGCAUGUUAGAAGACACUCUACCGAGCGCACAAUUGGAUGCUACACUUGCGGAGCAUUGUUUGUAUCGCGGCUCAAAUAUAUAGACCAUUGCAAGCGUCAGGUCGAAUAUCACAAUCGCGAGUAUCCCUGCACGCAAUGCAACAAACUGUUUGCUACGAAGCAGCUAAUGGUGGAUCAUAAGAAUAUUCACAAUAAGAAAUAUCCGUGUACGCUCUGCCCGAUGAAGUGGCCUUCGAGGAAAGCGUUAUCGUACCACAUACGAUAUAGACACGUAGAAGAAAAACCAUUCGAAUGUCACGUCUGCCAUCAUCGGGCUGUAACCGCUCGUGAUUUAUUCAUUCAUAGAAACAUUCAUGCGAAUUUAUUUCGGUGGAUGUGCUCUGAGGAAGGCUGCAAUGUGGCUUACAAAUCCGAAAUAUCGCUACGAAAACAUAUAUUGACGGCACACAAGGGUCUCUCCCCGGACAUCUACGCGUGUCAUCUGUGCCCCAAGGAAUAUAAAUGUGGAACAUCACUGUCCAAACACCUGCUGAAUCUGCACCAAUGCGAACGACCGCCGGGCCACGUUCGUUUCCAAUAUCGCCAAGAUCAUCUGGAUGAGAAAUAUAAACUGGCUGCCUACCUAGACAGCAAAAUUGCCCAAUCCAAGACUGACAUAGUAGUGGUCGGUUCUUCCAGUGAACAAUCGCAGCUUUCAACAACGGCCGAGUCCGGAUCAUCGGAUUUCCUUGAUCAAACAACGUGGACCAGUUACUCGAUUCAAUCUUGCAAAUCCCUUGAUGUAGAUAAAAUUGCGAUUAAAAUGGUUCCCGACAAGGUCCAUCCAAAAGAGCCACCCAAAGCGCAUAUUACAAAGUCUGAAGUUUUAGGAGAUUUUUCGCUUAAUGAUGAACUAUUAAGGAAACAGGCCACAUUUACAAGUGAAACAAGUAUUGAAAAGAAUCCCCGUAAGGUCUAUGCGAAGGCAACACCCAAAGCUGGCCGAACAAAGUCGGAAAUCGUCGAAAAUGUUUCGCUUUUCGGCGAAACAGCAACGGAACAGUUCGAAUACGAAGGUGAAAUUGGUGUUGUAAGGUCGGGUGAGACGUCAAACGUUGACAGAAUUGCUAUUAGAACGACUCCCGAAGAGAUGUAUAUGGAGCAGCCGUUUGAAGUACGCCGAGAAAAAAUAGAAAUCGUGGACAAUUUCACCUUUACUGAGCAAAAUGCAACAAAACAGACUGCAUUUGAAGGUGCAACCGAUGCGUCGGAUUUAGAAGAGACAUCUGACGCCGAACAAAUUAAUUUUAAGAUAUUUCCUCGCAAGGUUUAUCCGAAAGCCACGCCCAAAACUCGCCGAGAACAUCCAAAUACCAAAAAUACACUUCCGCCGCUUGCAGACGAUGAUAGGAUGACCACAUUAUACCUAAGCCCUAACACAUCACGGCAGACAGUACUUGAAGAAAACACAACUACAAAUCUUCAAAAUUAUCCGUUUUUAAACGAAGAAAUUACGCCAUGCAAUAUUCAAGACUCAUCGUCUUCAGCUGCGGGCCGAUCCGAUUUGACAAACAACGUUAUGGGACACGAUAAUGCGCAAACCACAAUCAACAAUGAUCGAGUCAUUCCAAAAGUAGAAUAUGAUUCCAGCGAACUUAGCAUGAGCAGUAACGAAGCAGCAACGCAGGAUUGCAACGACCUGAUUACGGAGACAGUCGGAGAAUACACCAUUACUAUGAGCAGAACUGAUAAUGAAAUAACAGCCAGUACGCCAAUGAAAAACAGGAAAAACAAAAUGAAAUCUAAAACGCCGACACAAGGCAAGAUCGUAUCGCUGGGCGAUAUGGAGCUGAUCAAACCGUAUUUGGAAGUGGACCGUUCGGUGAUUAUUUCUAUUGACGAAACCGACCAUGCGGGAAAUGUUCUUUCAAACACAACGAUUGACUCGAUUGCAUAUAGUUGCAAAAACGACCCGAGUUUUAGUGGGAAUCCACGUUAAUUUUAAGCAAGGACCGUUUAUUUAACCAAUUUUAAUGUUGAUUCUUAUCUACUAUAUUUCGGAAUAUUCGUAAAGUUGGAUUGUAAAUGAUUCUGACAAAAUUGAAUUGUUUGAUGAACCUUGAAAAUUUCCAAUAAAAUGAAUUGCAGGAAGCGACUUCCACCGUCGACAUGACAA
Topomyia yanbarensis is the source of this 3236-nucleotide messenger RNA. RefSeq names its product histone H4 transcription factor (gene Hinfp). Gene Ontology annotation, molecular function: chromatin insulator sequence binding; DNA-binding transcription factor activity; RNA polymerase II cis-regulatory region sequence-specific DNA binding. Gene Ontology annotation, cellular component: chromosome. Lineage: Eukaryota; Metazoa; Arthropoda; Insecta; Diptera; Culicidae. Bases 144 to 3059 code for a protein of 971 amino acids. Gene Ontology annotation, biological process: regulation of transcription by RNA polymerase II. The record is from RefSeq and is a predicted model, not a curated record. The transcript is spliced from 6 exons.